GAGGGGGCGACACAAGUGAAAAUAUUUGAGUGAAAGGUGACUGGUGAGGUUGAAAUAGCCUAACGGUGAAAGGACAAGAAAUAAUAAAAAAAAUAGUUAUUGUCGAAAAAUGAUACCGAGGAAGUUAGCGGAAAUCUACAGCAUCUGCGACGGUGUUGAGGCACUCUAAUGACUCGUGGCCAGGGGAAAAUUAUGGUUUAGUCACGAGUGAUUAAUCGACAGUCCUUCAGGAGUCAUCGGCGACCGAGGGAAGAGAGAGAGAGAGAGAGUGAGAAAGAGAGUUGGAACAACAGGAAUAUUAGAAGCUCAUCCUGUGGCAAUGACAGACCCACAGCUGGCAAAUAACAACAACAACACGAGUACAAAUAACAACAACGAUGGCGAGCCAAAGUACCUUCACAAAAAAUUCAAGAAAAUGGCAACGACUGAGGUGGUGGCACCCCUGGAGGUCAAGACGAAAACUCCACCUCCACCGGUUCCAACAACUGCCACCCCAGAGCCUUCCAGACAUCGUGAUCCUCCAAAGCCCCCAAAGGAGUCUUCCAAAAUUGACGAAACAUCCGCUGAUGCCAAUGAAACUGAACCAUCUGAAUCCAAGAAAUCUGGCUACGUCUGUCCCUACUGCAAGCUCUCGUGUGCAAAACCAAGUGUUCUCCAAAAGCACAUUCGCGCCCACACUAAUGAACGACCCUAUCCCUGCGUUCCCUGUGGCUUUGCCUUCAAAACAAAAUCAAAUUUGUAUAAACACUGCAGAUCUCGAGCUCACGCUCUGAAGAUGGAGGGCGUUGACACCGGUAAAGUCUCCGAGGACUCAGACAUGAGUCUGUCAGAUAGUGCUAGCAAUGGUACAGGCACACCACCUCCACCACCAUCAUCAACACUAUCAACUCCGGCAGUUCAAAAUCCAAAAACCGUUAAGACUGGAAAAAUUUACAAGCCAAAGUUCCACACAGCCCUUCAAUGCGUCAACAGUGAGCCAGAGAUAACACCACCAUCACCUCCAAGCUCUUCCAACAGCUCCUCCUCAGCAUCGAUAAAGCCAAAUUCCGAACAAGUGCAGGAGCACAUCGACAAGAUAAUCGCUGAUAAUCAAGCGACGGUGUACAAUAAUGACCCGGAAUUGAUGAAGCGCUUUAGAAGGCAUCAGUAUUUCCUCGGCCUCAGGAAGCCAGAGCAGCCGUUGAACUUGACCGGUGAGGAGACAACGAGAAAACGGGGCUUCAGCGAGAGCUUUGCACAGGAGGAGGCCAGCAAUAGUCAGACAAAUGGUGAGGGAUCAAUCAUAAAGGAUCUGCUGCUCAAGACAAGAACCCAAACACCAGAACAUACAUCAGAAAAUCAGGACGACAGCUUCACCUGUCCCACCUGCAGAAUUUCAUAUUCAAGUUCCGAUAAUUUAGAAGCCCAUCGAAGGUACUACUGCAAAAAUUCAGACUCCCCGAAACGAGACUUCCAGUUAGACUUAGAUAAGAAAGAAGACUACGAUGGUAAAGGGGAUUUUUACAAUACAGUCCAACCACUUCCAUCACCAGGUCCUUUAUUAGGUAAUACAAGACUAGUAGAUGCAUAUGGGCCUCCACCAAAAAUACCAAGAACCGAUGCUGUACCCACCACGUUGCGAUCCCUCGAGGAGCUGUCAAAAUAUCCGAGGCCAAAUUCCCUCCAGAUGUUUGGUGGUGAAGUGAGGAUUCUCGAUAAUACAGGUGAGACCAAGACCAUGAGAAUAGAGCCUAGACAGACAAAUUCACCACCAAACGAUCACAACUUGAACAAUAAAUGCAUAACAACUGAAACAUCAUCGAUUGUCGUGCGUUCAGGACUUCAUUCGGGUGGUACACUUGUCCACAAACCAUCAGGUACACCAUCAACAACUCCAAGUACCUCGAUAUCUCUGCCAAAUACACCAAAAAUUUUGGCACCAAUCAUACCAAACAUAUCAACUCCCAACUUAGCCCCAACAAUGUCCUGCUACAGUUACCUUGAACCACAUUUGAAUCCAUUGACAAGUAUCACUGCCUACAAUCCUCUGACCCUGCCACAAGCAGGUAUAGCUAGUAUUCUUCACGGUGGUAAGGUCAUUCCUUAUGUGCCUGGUAUGCCUGGACCACAUACACUGUCAACGACAGUAGACAUAUCGCCAGUGACCAGUGGCACCACUGGUUACAAGGUCAUUCCAGGCAUUCCAGGAUUACACAUGAUUCCUCAACCAUUGGAUCUAGCAAGUCCAGUCAGAACACUGACACCCAGUGUACCUGGUAUACCAGGGCCAACGUCCAAUGCUCAGAUGAGCCUUGGACAACCCCUAGAUCUUGCUAGUCCAGCUAAGGAUCCGAAAAUUGGAUUCAAACAUCCAAACAACGGAAUAUUCAGCCCUAAAGUAUCAGCCAAACUUGAGGAGAAAUACAAAAGUCGUCUGGCUUCGACUCCAACAAGUGAAUUACCUAAAAGUGACGUCGACAGACACCCCAAGACCAUCGGAAAAUACAAGAUCCUAGAGCAGACCCAGACGAUGGAAAGGAUCUUCAGUUAUCCGAAUGGAGUUGACCCUGGCAAUUCAUUCAGUCCAAGGUCUUCCCCGAAGGAACCAUCGAGCAAAUACGACUCGCCCCCUCCUCAGGAGAACGGAAGGAUCAAGCAGACGUCACCAGAGCCCUACGUUGCCAAUGGCGCGAGGCUGAGAUCCGAGUUCGGUCCCUCAGUGAUAAUAAAGCAAAUCGAUCCUCCGAAGCCGGAAAAAUCACCGGAGACAUUGCCAUCAACUCCAGAAGCUCCAGACCCGAUAACCGAGGAAGAAGAGCCCAAUCCAAAGUUUCUGCGUCCCACCUCUCUUCCAUUGAAACCAGGUACCUUCACCCCAAAGCGCCACCACGGCAUCACUCCCACAGCGAACACCCUUCCUUUGAUAAGUCCAGAGACUCCAAGACCGAAGAAGUCGUACGGUCAGCUGUACCUCAACGGUCACGCUUACACGUACCUGGGUCUCAAGUGUUCGACAAGAGUCUUCUACUGCACGUUGAACCGGCCGCAGCCGAUGUACGUGAGCCAGCAGCACGGCCUGUCCAUGUACUCCAACUGGAAGAUCUGUAAGGAAGCACCACCAGAUUUGGAUAUGGCCCAUUACGACUCUAGACACCGUCCGUCUAGCUAUACAGUCGCCUGGAAGAAGCAGGAGGACAUCCUGACGCAUUCCUCCCAACGUCCAAACACUCCAACGAGCCCAGACAGUGGAUUAGAAAGCGAUACCCAGGAGAAGACGAGAAGAGUCAAGAUCUUCGACGGAGGAUUUGAAUCCAAUGAAGAUUACACUUACGUGAGGGGCAGGGGUCGGGGUAGAUACGUCUGCGAGGAGUGUGGAAUUCGCUGCAAGAAGCCGUCAAUGUUGAAGAAACACAUCAGAACUCAUACGGAUGUCAGACCUUACACCUGCAAGCACUGCUCCUUCAGCUUCAAAACUAAAGGAAAUCUCACCAAGCACAUGAAGUCAAAGGCCCAUUACAAGAAGUGCGUGGAGAUGGGAGUGACACCAGUUCCCACGACUGUUUGCGAUGAGAAUAUUGAUAAGGAGGCCAUUGCCAGGCUUGUAGCUGGUGGAGCUAAUGAGGAGUCCACCGAUGAGGAUGAGGAGUCUGAUGGAGAUGACAGUGAUGAGUCUGGUAGUGAGGAGCACGAGGCUGCUCAGAGCCUGUUGAGUCUGUCUCAACCCAGCUCGAAGAGACUUCCUGGACUGCUGCCUGCUGGCAGACCCACGACUUAUCCCUACGCUCUCACCUUCCCAACCACCUCUGUGACAACGUCACUGGUGUCAACGACUGCAUGUUCCGUGUCCGCUGUUACUGUCACUUCGACGACAGUUAUUCAGUCUGAGGCGUCCAACAGGUAUUACUUUCCGUCGAGUCGUUCCUCAAUUCUACCUGAGGAGACGCGGGACAGUGUAAUCAGGUCGUCUAAGAUUGAGGAUUCUGAGGUGGAGAUGGAGGAAGUGGUGUCGAGGCAUCAGCCCAUGGACUUGACGACUAAAACACCUCAGACUCCUCUCCCAUCACCUCCGUUGAGGUCCAAUCCAGGGGAUAUUUUAACACCGGUAUCGGAGCCAGUGCUGAUGCAGGCAAUUGUCCAUACGAUGGAACGAUUGCCUCUUCAGGGUCGUGAGUGGAAGCCUGAUGAGGGUCACAUGCUGCAAGCAUACUUGACGGAGAGACAUGUCAUGGACAGCAAGAUGAAGCUGCAGUACAGGGUGGGAAGUACCAAGAAUGAUAAGCAAGUGGUGUAUUCCAAGGAGUUCACGGGCUCCAGGAGCUCUUACUCCAGCUGUACUCCAACAGUUACGUACACCGAUCCCAGUAGAAUGCAGAAUAUCGAGGUGAGGGAGAAGGAGGACGUGAAGAUGGAGAUGAGGGAGAGGAGACCGUUUGAUAUAGAGUCUCUGCAUCCUGAGAGGGAGAGUCAGGACGUGAGGAUUAUGAGGGGAAUCGAGCAGAUGGUGCCGCAGGUGAUUAAGGGAAUGGAGGCGCAGAGGCAGGUGUUCGGGGAUGUCAGCAGGGAGGUUGGACCUGGAAUGAUGAAGAACGAAUUUACGAUUGGUGGACAGGAUAGGGGAAUGGAGAUUGUCCCGCGGGGAAGUGCUGAUGGAAGGUAUGAGAGACCUAGUCAGGAGUUUAAGGUGCCUACGAACGAGGUGAGGAGUGUGGAGUUCAAGGAGGGAAACAGGGUGGAGCGAUCACCUGGGAGGGAGAGUGGGUACAAGGAGCACAGGGUUCAGGGCUUCGAGGUGCAGGGGGCCGAGGGAAAGGUACUGGAGAUCGCUGGGGGCACCAGGGGGGAGGCCAGGGGUGAACAUGGAGUGAAUAUUACUGAACUUGCUAAGAGCAUUGGAGAGGGAAUGAAGCACGUGGUGGCGAGGAAGGUGGUGGUCGGUGGACCUGGUUUUCGAUCACCCUCGCCGAGUACUGGCAAACCACAGGCUGAGUUCCUGCAGCCAGUUUCCGGACAUGGGUCUAAUUACAGCAGCGUUAAUGAAGAAGGCCGAAGUGUUUGUGGUUUUUGCAACAAAGUCUUCAACAAACCCAGCCACUUACGACUCCACAUAAAUAUUCACUACUUCGAGCGUAGAUUCAGGUGCGAAAGUUGUGCAGUAUCAUUUCGCACUAAGGGCCACUUAACCAAGCAUGAGAGAUCAGUGUCUCAUCAUAAUAAAGUCAGCAUGACGUCGACAUUUGGUGCAGCCACAACGAGCAAUCCCAGGCCAUUCAAAUGUGAGGAUUGUAAAAUUGCAUUCAGAAUACAUGGCCAUUUGGCGAAGCAUCUCAGAAGUAAAAUGCAUAUUAUGAAGCUCGAGUGCAUUGGUAAAUUGCCCUUUGGAACUUAUGCCGAGAUGGAGAGAUCUGGAGUCAACCUCAAUGAUAUUGAUACUACUGAUUGUGAUAAUAGUCUCUCUAGUCUACAGAUACUCGCCUACAAAUUAUAUGAGAAGGAUCCGAGCAAAAUGGGCCAGUGGGACCCCGAGAUGGGCCCCCCAAACAUCGCAAGUGGGGGUGAAACGUCCUCAGACGAGGGUGAGCCAAUAAUUCCCCCAACAAUUCAUCAAUAUCCUCCACCUCCCUCGGAUAUCGAUGCAUCACGUGCAUAUCACAUGUCAACUCUAGUUAAUACGAAUGAUACUAAGCAAAUUGGUGAUUUACAUGUGCCAAACACCCGCUUCGACGAUAAUUCAUUGCCCUACAAGUGCCAAAUAUGUCCAAGAUCAUUGAGAACAAUCAAUGAAUUGCAAGUGCACUGUUACAUGGAGCAUGGUGAUCGUGGAAAGGAGAAUACACAGACGAGAAUUGGUGAUGAUAUUAUUGGGGCACGUGACGAGCAAUCGAGACAAAAGAGUAAUGAUACAUAGUGCCAAAAUUACGCUCUGGAGCGGCCAUACACGAUGUUUAUUUUGUAAAUAAAGAGAUUCGUGGGAAUUAUUCCUCUUUCGAGAUGGAAAACGUAGAAACUAAAUUUUGGAUCCACUACCUCUGCACAAAGGUAUGAAGAAAACAUUUAAUCAGAAUUUUUGCAGACGUGAUAAACGAUUAAUUUCUGUUCCAACAAAAUUUUUCAUAAAAGUCUCCCAAUCUACAAAUUAUCAAAAAAAAUUAUUGGACUUCACUCAACUGCUAAUUCAGAUGAUGAAUCCCGCACACGAUAUCUCCAACUCCUGGUGAUUCAGCACCAAAAGACAAAAACAUAUACAUAUUAUAUAUGAUCGAAUCGUGAUGAAAUUUUAGUUGAUAAAUAAAACUAAAAAUAUUUAUAUACGAAAUUUAAUUUUUAAUCUACAAGGAGAAAUCACUGCAUAAAUGAAUUUAGAUGACUCGAGGUGCAAUUACUCUGACUGGCAUGUGAUUAUGACUUCAAAGUGCAAAAAAAAAAAAUAACUGUGCAACAAAUUGAGUUACGAGUUACGAUAAUGUAUUGAACACUCGAUUUCACAGUGAAGAAUUUAUAAAUAUAUCCUAUAUAGAUGAAUAUAUACAUAUAUUUGUAUGGUAUUCAGAAGAUGAGUAAUUGUCUGGAUGAUGAAGCAACUGGUGAACAAGUUUGUAUAAAUUUAUGUAAAUUAUUAAUUCAUUGAGACGACAAACAUUGUAAGAUAGACUAGUGGAUGAAUGAUAGGAGGAUGAUUAAUCGAUUAGUUCAGGCAUCUCUAAAUGGAUAAUUAUUACGUAUUAAAGCCCACUGGGCCGAAGGAUCAAUGGGAGUUGUCGUUGGAAAAGCGUGAAAUGUUCAUUUAGAAAGUUAUAACGAUAGAAGUUAUGAAUGGAGAAUAUUAACCAUGUGCUCAAGCACAGAGACAAUGUCUUUCCUUAGCAUAAUCAUUACACAACGUCAGAUAAUCAUGUAAAUCUCGUACCUAAAUGUUAAUGUGCUUGAGUGGGUGAUACAGAUAUUUAAGAAUUUAUCGAUUAAAACCGCACAAUUGUACAACGAGAGAAUAAUUGAGUGGAAAUAAUGUAAAUCUGUUGCCAAAACGAUAUCAGUGUAGCUUAGAUGACUUGAGGGAAUUUGAAAAUGUAAACUUUUUUGGUGUAAUAUCCGUGAGAAAAUAUUAUGGUCUCGAGUGAUGGGAAAAUGUCAGGAAUUGAAUUUGACCAGUUCUUUCUCGAGAACAUGUCCCGAGGACAAGUUAUCGUCAACCUUUUACCUGGAAUAUCAGUGAAACUACGAAAAAUGGAGAAAUUUUCAUGGAAACCUUUUUUGUAGAGGAAAAUAAGUUCUACAAAAAAGUUUAUAUGAAAAAUUUUCUAUUUCUUGUCAAUACUGAGGUAUUUGGCAUAAGACAACGGUGAGAGAUCAUUUAGUAGUAGAUAUCAAUUCGUUACUUUUUUUCAUCACAUCAGUCCUGAAUUAUGAAGAAAAUCCAGAUUACAAAUUGUUGUAAGAGCUUCCAAGAUGUGUAAGUGUGCAUAUGUCCAACAGUGCCAAGCCAAUGGUAAAAAAUAAAAUGGACAAUUAAUCCUACUUUCAAAGGGCUAUUUGUGGUUUAAAAUGUGCAAAUUAACAUAUCAAGUGAUGGAAAUUAAUUAUAGAUAAAUGAGAAUUUAUUGAUUUUCAAAGGUAUUACAGAUAUUUUUUGACAGAUAUUUUACGAUGAUUCAUGAUUUAUCAGAGUUUAAACGUUGGCUUGGCUGCUUCCAGAGUCAGUAUUAGUAACUCUCAACUGAAUAUCCAAACAAACAAAAACAAAUAAAUUCGUAUUUCGGUGUUUUUCAUUUGAAUUAUCAUCUGUUGCUCGAAAACUUGUGUCAAUGUGUUAAUGGAGAGUCGAUUAGUCCUCGAUACACCUAUUUUUUAUGGAUAUUAUUUGAUUUUUGUAUUCAAUCAUCGGCUGAAACAAUAUUUUCCAAUAUUUGAUAGUACAUCAGCAAUACGUGAGACCACUGAACUGUAGUUUUUUGUAUCGUAAUCGUGUAAAGAUCCUAGAUCUUUAAGAUUUUAUAUAAAAACUUUACUCAAUCAAUCAAUCAAUUGUAAAAUAACGAUAAAAAACAUUGGUGGUUUUUCAUUUCCCUAGAAAUCAUUGAGAGUCGAAAAAAAAACCUAAAUUAUCAAUUUCAUUGGAACCAAAGUUUGGCUUUUGCCAGAUUGAUAUCAGAGAUGGGACCGGAGUUUAAAACAAUUUUAUAAAACUUAUUGUAUACUCAAUCGAGGAGGGGAAGGAUAUCUAAUCAUAGAUUAUUGUGAAUGAAUGUAUGGCCCAGUGGUUCAUGAGUGCUGUUGUUAAUCAUUUCUUCCUCAUCGUAAUGAAAACAUGAAAGAAACGAACUCUGUUAUAUUACUAACGAGAAUGUAAUUUAUUUAUUGUAAAUAAAAGAUACAUUGCCUAAUGAAUAA
This is a messenger RNA of Diachasmimorpha longicaudata, 8364 nucleotides long. RefSeq lists its product as uncharacterized. Gene Ontology annotation, biological process: regulation of transcription by RNA polymerase II. Gene Ontology annotation, molecular function: DNA-binding transcription factor activity, RNA polymerase II-specific; RNA polymerase II cis-regulatory region sequence-specific DNA binding; zinc ion binding. The transcript is spliced from 4 exons. The record is from RefSeq and is a predicted model, not a curated record. Gene Ontology annotation, cellular component: nucleus. The coding region runs from base 320 to 5884 and encodes 1854 amino acids. NCBI's taxonomy places the organism in Eukaryota, Metazoa, Arthropoda, Insecta, Hymenoptera, Braconidae.